Messenger RNA from Plasmodium coatneyi, 840 nucleotides. Its product is annotated as GTPase. The transcript is spliced from 9 exons. The coding region runs from base 166 to 840 and encodes 224 amino acids. Gene Ontology annotation, molecular function: GTP binding; GTPase activity. NCBI's taxonomy places the organism in Eukaryota, Apicomplexa, Aconoidasida, Haemosporida, Plasmodiidae. The record is from RefSeq and is a predicted model, not a curated record.
AUAAAAGGGGAAGGGAGAAGGAACGGCUCAUCGAAUGGGUGAACGAAGUGGUCAACGCGUCAAAAUAUCGUUCGGAAUUCCCCAUUUUGAAGCAAAACGUUUAUAUGUGGUAACACACAAUUGAUUUUCCCAAGCGUGUGUGUCUUCCAAACGCAGAAAUAAAAAAUGAUUUUGCUGCAGCUGACAGUUUUGGGUUAUUUGAACACCGGGAAAACAGCUCUAAUCAAUUCCAUUAUGAACAAUGACAUUUAUAGCAACUAUGUCCACACGGAUUUACCAACCGUAUACUACAAAGUACACAAGGAGAAAAAUAGAAGCUUCUGCGUUGAAAUUGAAGAUACGUCUGUUAAUGUGGAUGUGAAUGUCUUUAUGAACAUGCUAAGGAAGGAAAUUACGACGGAUAGUAGAAGUAUGCGAAAUCCCGUGUUCAGUUUAUUUGACAAACCGAUCAUUCCUUUUCAAGGGGGAGACCAAUACAACCCAAUCAGCUACGGAAGGAUGGCCUACUUUCUAGUCUUCGACCUCACGAACGCGUCCACCCUCGAAUACGUGAAGAUGAUUUACGCGAACAUGUCCAAUACAUAUGACCUGUAUUAUACCCUUAAACCGUUUAUAUCCCUUGUCGGCAAUAAAUAUGAUUUGGUCACGGAAGAUUGUGAGUUAGUUAGGCAGGCAGAAAACUUCGCUAACGAGAAUAUGGUUCAGCUGUGGCUAACAUCGGCAAUAACGGGAAGGAACGUCAAAAAGCUGUUCACUCACACGAUUCACAUGGUCUACAAUAACACUAACUUGUGGAAAUACGACAUAGAGGAGUCCGGUUCCGAAACGACAGAAAGUUAA